Molecule: messenger RNA, 1641 nt
Organism: Penicillium cinerascens
Lineage: Eukaryota; Fungi; Ascomycota; Eurotiomycetes; Eurotiales; Aspergillaceae
Exons: 5
Coding region: 1-1641 (546 amino acids)
Biological process (GO): transmembrane transport
Molecular function (GO): transmembrane transporter activity
Source: RefSeq, a predicted model, not a curated record
AUGUCUCCACAUACAAUAGACCCUGCCUGGCCUCCAGGAACGGUUAAACUUGAGGACAUCACGCCCUCGGGUGAUUCCGCGGAGGUGAUUCUUGAGCCAAAACCGACAAAUGAUCCAAACGAUCCCCUGAUAGCUAACAUUGCGACCGAUCAGAACUGGCCACAAUGGAGGAAACACCUGAACUUUGCAUUUGUUUCCUACUAUGUGAUGAUGGUCCUGGCAUUCAUCGAUGUCGCCACAGUCACUUGGGGCUCAGUAAACGCAGACCUGGGCUUCAGCUUCGGCCUACUGAACGAUAGUUAUGCCGCCGGCUGCGGAUCACUGUGCAUCGGUGCCGUGAUUCUCGUACCCUUCGCCCUCAAGUUCGGAAGACGACCAGUCUACGUCCUUAGCACUGCCGUUCAGUGUGGAGUCAGCGUCUGGUGCGCGAGGAUGCAGAAUGUGGCAGAUUUAAUGCUGACCAAUAUUCUGAGCUGCAUCGUUGGAGCCCUGGCAGAAGUUCUGGUUCAAAUGACAGUGGCUGAUGUCUACUUUGUUCACGAGCGCGGCAUGAUGAACACUAUCUACUUCUGGUUUACGACGGUUGGUGUGACUCUAGCACCGCUUGCCGGUGGAUACAUUACUCUUUCCCAAGGUUGGAGAUGGGUCUGGUGGUGGAUGGCUAUUCUCUUAGGAUUUGGCCUCGUGGCUCUCCUUUUCUUCUACGAGGAGACUAUGUUCUAUGCCGAGACCAUUGACGGCAUUCCCGUCCACCAGAAGCUGGCUCCGGCAUCGAACAGUGGUAAAGAAGACUCUGAAGCGCUGCCUUCAAAAACUCUGGACAUCACCCUUGAUGGACCUCAGCCCGAGGCUGUCCAAAUCGAUUACUCCAUUCCCAAGAAAACCUACUGGAAAAAGCUGGCACUGUGGGCCAAUUCACCAAUAUCAUUCGGCCAGUUCGCCAAGCACAGCUACCAGCCCUUCUUAAUCAUGUUCAGCAUUCCAGGCGUCUUCUACAUGGCUCUCGAAUACGGCAUCAUGACUGCAUGCACGACAGUUCCUGUAACAACACUCUCUACAGUCAUGACACUCCCACCUUACAACUUUGGUUCCGCACAAAUCGGUCUUAUGGGACUUCCGCCCUUCAUUGGAACGAGCAUUGCGACUCUAAUCACAGGACCGUUGAGCGACAAGAUCGCCAUCUACCUCGCAAAAAGAAACGGAGGCAUCUUUGAACCGGAGAUGCGGCUUUGGCUUUGUCUAGCAUUUACCCCGUUUGUUCCAGCGGGCCUUUUCAUGUUUGGAAUCGGUCUUAAUAAUGGGUCGCAUUGGCUUCUUCCAGCAUUUGGACUUGGAGUCAGCUCAUUCGGGGUCGUUCCAGCUAGCAGUGCUGCGCUGACCUAUCUUACCGAUUCAUACACUGAUAUCAUUGCGGACUCGAUCGUUAGUGUCACUGUCAUUCGCAAUCUCAUUUCUACCAUGUUUGUCUUUGCUCUUCAGCCAUGGUGCGACCGUGUCGGCUUGACUUGGUUCUAUGUGACAUUCGGCUUGAUUGUGGGAGUGAUUAUGCUUGGGAACCUUAUUUUCAUCUAUUAUGGAAAGACGUUCAGAGUGAAGAGUGCAGGCAGGUAUCGUCAUUUUAGUACUCAGAAAACAUUUUGA